Cornus florida is the source of this 1954-nucleotide messenger RNA. RefSeq names its product protein HAIKU1-like. NCBI's taxonomy places the organism in Eukaryota, Viridiplantae, Streptophyta, Magnoliopsida, Cornales, Cornaceae. Bases 542 to 1486 code for a protein of 314 amino acids. The record is from RefSeq and is a predicted model, not a curated record. The transcript has a single exon.
GUUCCUAGUAAUCUUCUAACCCUUUUGCCUUCUCUUUUGUUUUCUUAUUUCAUUUGAUUUCUAUCAUUUCUCUCUCUUGCUGUUUACUUUUCUAGAGAGAAAGUGAAAAACUUUAAGGUUUUGUUCUGAAUUUCUAUUGCGAAAUCGAGUACCCAAAUAUCAGCUUAGGUCGUUGAUUCUUGAAUUUAGACAGAGAUAUUUAUAUCUUAAUAUUGUCUUUGAGAUUUAUAUUAUGCUCUGUUCAUACACGAGUUCGAGUUUCGAAUCUGUGACAUUACUUUAGCUGAUUUGAUCUUGGGUUUUGAGGCUUCACUGAGCAAAGAAAGGGUAUGCUUUCUGCUUCGCUACUUUCAAUUCUAGGAUUUCAUUUUGGUGAUUUAGACGAGCUUGAUAAAAUCAAUGUUUUGAUCCUCUUGGUGUUUUAACAUCAAAUUGGAAGUUCUGGGUAUUGUUUGAAGCUUUAGAAUGGUUUAAAUUUGUGUAGUUUGGGGGAAAUUUUUUGAGUUUGCAUUGUUGGAGCUAGGUUAAGUUGUUUGCUGAAAUGGAUAACUCGAGGAACAGGCAAAAUGACCAUUUGGGUGUGAACAAGAUGGGGAAAAAUAUAAGGAAGAGUCCGUUGCACCAGCCCAAUUUUGUCAAUAAUAACACUAGGCAGCAGCCUCAGCCUAAGGUGUACAACAUUAACAAGAAUGAUUUUCGAAAUAUGGUUCAGCAGCUGACGGGUUCUCCGUCACAAGAACCUUUGCCUAGACCUCUCCACAACCCGCCUAAACCCCCAAGUAUGCGUUUGCAGAAGAUCCGUCCUCCACCAUUAACACCCAUAAACCGACCCCAGAUUCCCAUUCACAUGCCUGUUCCAGCUCAGGCCCCACCUCCCCACACAGCAGCUGUUCCUUACAGUAAUAACUUUGCUAGACCUGCUCAAUUUAAUCAACCUUCCCCUACAAUGUUGCUGCCGAUGACUCCCGGUGAUUCAGCUUGGCCUAACACAGCUGAGUCUCCUAUCUCAGCUUACAUGCGUUAUCUUCAAAAUUCAAUUAUGGAUUCAGGGCCAAGACAUACCCCAGCUCAACCUCAUCCUCAUCAUCCUCAUCCUCAUCCUCAACAUCAGCCACAAUCUCAAGCUCCAGGUCAAAUUCAAGCUCAGCCACUGUCACCCGGUUUACUUCCUAACCCACCUGUGCCGCCUCUCCCAUCACCACGAAUGAAUGGUCCUCCUCCACUUUUACCAUCUCCUACUUCUCAGUACCUUUUGCCAUCGCCUAGCGGUUUCUUGAAUUUGUUAUCUCCGCGAUCACCUUAUGCAUUGCUUUCUCCUGGUUAUCAGUUUCCUCCACCACUGACACCAAAUUUUUCUUUCUCUCCAAUGGCCCAGUCGGGGAUCUUGGGUCCUGGGCCUCAACCUCUGCCUUCUCCUGGCGGUGGAUUUCCAUUUUCUCCUUCAGGAUUUUUCCCCAUUACAAGUCCAAGAUGGAGGGAUCACUAGAUGUAGACAGAAAGCUGUUGACUAUAGGUGGUCCCAUGCUUGAUCCUCGGGAAGUACAUUCUUCAUGUUGACUUGUAAUCUUCACAAGGGACCUUCGCUUGUGAAAAUGUAAUGUAUACUGGCAGUGUUAGGGCCUCUUGGGAGUAUGUAGUUUUAUUUUUCACUGUUUUUCUUUUGUUUAUAACAAUAUCAAGGCUUGUUUUGGAAUGUGAAUUCUGUAGCAGCUGCAAUCUGCUCAUUUUAUGGAACAAGUUUUACUAGGUGAUUUAGUGAAGAUUGGAGAACUCAUCUGGACAAGUGGACAAAGUCGUAACAUGAAAGGAGGUAGGAUUACAGACACUAAAAUUCAAUAUGUAGGUUACCCACUGGAGGGUUUUAUUUUUUUGUAUUUUUAUUUUUGAUUUGUUUUGUUUUAUUGUAAUAUUGUGGAUGAAAUUUUAAUCAGUUCAAUUUAAAUAAUUCUUCAAA